AUGCCCAAGAGAAAGGCUGAAGGGGAUGCUAAAGGAGAUAAAGCCAAGGUGAAGGAUGAACCACAGAGUAGAUCCACAAGGUUGUCUGCUAAACCUGCUCCUCCAAAGAUAGAGCCCAGGCCUAAAAAGGCCCCUGCAAAGAAGGGAGAGAAGGUACCCAAAGGGAAAAAGGGAAAAGCUGAGGCUGGCCAGGAGGGGGAUAACCCUACAGAAAAUGGAGAUGCCAAAACAGACCAGGGACAGAAAGCUGAAGGUGCUGGAGAUGCCAAGCGAAGUGUGUGCAUUUUUAAUAACCGUGUACUUCUGGUGACUGUACAGUUUGAAAUACUAUUUUUAAUCAAGUUUUAUAAAAAUGCAGAAUUUUGUUUUACUUUUUUAAGCUAUGUUGUUAGCACACAGAACAUGUCCUUGUUGUUUUGA
Gorilla gorilla gorilla (western lowland gorilla) is the source of this 420-nucleotide messenger RNA. Its product is annotated as non-histone chromosomal protein HMG-17-like. Gene Ontology annotation, cellular component: chromatin; nucleus. The transcript has a single exon. NCBI's taxonomy places the organism in Eukaryota, Metazoa, Chordata, Mammalia, Primates, Hominidae. Bases 1 to 420 code for a protein of 139 amino acids. Gene Ontology annotation, biological process: chromatin organization. Gene Ontology annotation, molecular function: nucleosomal DNA binding. The record is from RefSeq and is a predicted model, not a curated record.